CUCUACAAAAGCAUACUAGCCAACUAUUUAUUCUCGAAUUCACUGCACAUACCCAUCCAUCAUAAUGAAGUUCUUCGCCUCCAUGAUCCUCUUCGCCGUCUCGGCCCUUGCCCAGAAUGCCAUGAUCGGCCUCCCUUCCACAGGCCAGAAGGUCACUGCCGGUGAUCAGAUUGUUGUCCAAGUCCAGCGUCCCAACUCCCUUACAGGCUCCAAGGAGAUGGCAGUCGCAAUUGGCUUCUCCUCAUGCGCAUCUUCGCCCUGCCACACCCCAGAGGAAGUUAUGGGAACAAUCCUCUAUAACGGGCCCUUCGAUCCCGUAUACCACGAGAGCAGCCAGCCCCCCUAUGAGAACUUCACUGUCACAGUGCCCCAGUCAGCUGCCAAAGGAACGGGACAGAUUAAUGUUGCUCACGCUACUUUGAUUGGUGCUGGUCCUUUCCCCUACCUGGAGACUCUUAACAAGACCGUCACCGUUGCAUAAGCGUGGCACUUUGCUAUAAAUGAAGUUUGCAAAGAGCAAGCUUGGUAAAUUUCUCUCUCAUUUAUUUUGUAUAUAGCUUUGGUUUGCGGCUUUGUUCUUUUUGGAAAUCUUUAAGUGUGAUUAUAAGUUUUAUGGAAGGGUGGGAUGUUAUAACUGGAGCGUCAAUACAAUCUCCACGUGUCAAGACCAUCUAUCGGGGAGCGCUUUUAUCAUCGAUGGUGUUACGCUUCCUUUCCUAAGCCCUAAGCCUAAGAUCUAUCGUAUACUGGACGCAGCCUGAAAGUUGACCUAGUCCCCAUACUGCCCUUGAUAAAG
Molecule: messenger RNA, 796 nt
Organism: Penicillium canescens
Lineage: Eukaryota; Fungi; Ascomycota; Eurotiomycetes; Eurotiales; Aspergillaceae
Exons: 3
Coding region: 65-481 (138 amino acids)
Source: RefSeq, a predicted model, not a curated record